AUGACCAAAUCCUCCAAGAUAGAGAGGCCGUUCAGCAAUAUUGAAUUGGGAAGCGAUGGCGAUGCUUCUUCGCCUACCAAGAUGGGCGCUCCAUCUGACAAACUUGCUCCAUCUCCAGUGCCAUCUACUACGAAGGGCUUCAAAUUAGAAAAAGACGUCUCUGUAACGCCUCCGUCGACCUGCCUCAUAAUUUCCCGCAACAAGCAUUGGCGUCAUAUAUCGUCUUUUCAUGGGCCAUGGCUCCAAUUGCCCACCAAGAUCCUGGAAACCAUCGCUCACAUAAAUUACAACACCCCUCGUCCUCGUCCCGUUGACCCGGCAGUUGUGUUUGAUGUCCUGAAAAUUCGCAAGGCUGUCGACGAAGCGACUGACUUUGCCCUGGGGGCUGCAAGUGAUUCAGCCCCUUCGACGCUUGUCAAUGUGAACGGAGGUGCUCUGAAAUUUAACCCAUUCAGCCACGGUACAAAGCUGAGUAGAGAUAGAAAAUUACGCAUCAGAGCUCAGGCAUGCCAGAAACUUGCCCAUGCAUAUCGAUUGGACGAGAUAGCUUGUAGCGUUGCAGCAAUGCAACGCUCAUCUGCUUUGGAAGAAGUCGGUGGUCUGGUAUUGCAGCGAAACCGGGAUGACCUAAACGCCAAAUAUGUCCACUUUUUCCAUGAAAAGAUUCCGUCGAAGCAAUUGGUCGAGACUACAAGUCUUUCAGCUUUGACUGACAUAAUUGAAUCGGCACAUUACCAAGCAGAAGCCCUUCGUACUCGGGCGGCGGUCAAAGCUUUCCGACAUGAGUUUGAUGGUGCAAUACAAGAUCUUACGGCGGCGCUGGCGCUGGCCCUACAGAGGCACCAUGUUCAGCCUCAUAACUCAACCCAGAGCCAUUUGGGCCCUCGGAAGACCCAGUCUCACGGUAAAGAAAGAAGCAAGGACAUUCUUCUCCCAGAAAAAGACCAGCCAAGUGGUCUUGUGGCACAGCUGCUCUUUCAACGAGCUUCGGUAAACAUCAUGAUGGCUUGCCAGCAUGUCGAUAAUAGCAUUAACCCUUCACCACUUCACAAAUCUCAAGGCGAGAAUGGAAAUCCGAACACAACACUCAAAGGUGUUAGCGAGACACAAGACGUGUCAAACGAGCGGCUUGAGCAUCGAAGGCUUGUGAAAACUCUGGCUAAACGCGCAUUGAAGGACUACACCUCCUUCCUCUCUUACUUUGACUAUUCUCCUAAUCUGUCAAAAGCGACUCUCUCCGAGUUCAACGACCGCGUGGCGCAGGCAGCGAAAGGUAUUGGCAAGCCUCCCAAGUCGUUCGAACAAAAGCACGUUGUAUACCGCUUAUCGGACCUCUUUGCGGCCGUGCCGCCUCCGCAUCUUCCUCCACAUGCUUUUCAAGAAACUAGGGUCCGGGAUGAAGCCAGAAUUGCUGUGCAAACAGGCCCAGAGCCGGAUACAAGCGAAGCAGUCACAUACCAUCCCCUCUUAACUGAAGCUUUGCAUUCCUUACUACUCUGCCACUGUCUUGUGCAAACGUCGGUAAAGGAACUGCAACGUCAUGCUUACAUGGUCGCCCGUCUCGUGCGAUUAUGCGACGGGUAUCCCGUAUUUCACGCCACCCGAUCACCAGCCCGGUCUGACUGGGUAGAAGUCCUCCGCCGGACUAAGGACUGGCUUCUCCUAGGCUCAACCUGGGAGGCUCUAUGCAAGCCUGCCCCCUUGGAUGGCAAGGCGGCAAACGACUUACUAUCGGCAGCUGCCACCUCCCUUCUAAGAGAAGCUGAUGCAGAAACAUUCUCCCCAGACAAUCGAAAGUUCAGGCCUUUGGAGACCUCAUCUCAAGCAGGUGCUCUAGACCGAACAAUUAACCUUGUACCCCUAACAUCAUCCACAUCAUCAUCCAAACACGACCCCUUUCGGCACUGGAAUUCCGAUGACGAAGCCAAGGACUUUCCGUUCCUUACAGGGAGAACAACAGCUAUUGUACGCUGGAUCCAGGAAGUGCCUGUAGUGACAGGCACAGCAAAGAGAAAGAAGCGGCCUAAAAAGGCAAGUGUCAAAGCCGACACGGUGGAGGCCGACAUGAGCAGGUUGGACAUGAACGGAUAA
Molecule: messenger RNA, 2091 nt
Organism: Metarhizium acridum CQMa 102
Lineage: Eukaryota; Fungi; Ascomycota; Sordariomycetes; Hypocreales; Clavicipitaceae
Source: RefSeq, a predicted model, not a curated record